CUCCUGUAAUCGAAUGUGAAAAGUGCCGUGUAGCGUCAGAACAGAGGGACGUGUCUGUAAUGGAGCUGCGUCUGUCCCCGCUCAACCGUCCAAUGGGAUGGCACUUCCGGGAGCGAUAGAGACGCAGCUGCGGACAGAGCGCUCGCCCCCUGCAGCAUAGAGCAGACAUCCCGCGGUAGAAGGUCCGUGAUCAUCUCCUCGCCUGGCUGCAGCCAUGUCGUACGCCUAUCUGUUCAAAUACAUUAUCAUCGGCGACACAGGGGUGGGGAAAUCCUGUCUACUGCUGCAGUUUACAGAUAAGAGAUUUCAGCCGGUCCAUGAUUUAACAAUAGGAGUUGAGUUUGGGGCCCGAAUGAUCAAUAUUGAUGGGAAACCCAUCAAACUGCAGAUCUGGGACACGGCAGGACAGGAAAGUUUCCGAUCUAUAACACGGUCUUAUUACAGAGGCGCUGCAGGAGCACUGCUUGUGUAUGAUAUCACCAGACGAGAAACAUUUAGCCACCUCACCUCCUGGUUGGAAGAUGCUCGACAGCACUCCAGUAGCAACAUGGUCAUCAUACUGAUUGGAAACAAAAGUGACCUGGAGGGCCGUAGAGAUGUUACAAGAGAGGAAGGAGAAGCGUUUGCCCGUGAACACGGACUGAUAUUUAUGGAAACUUCUGCUAAAACUGCUGCCAAUGUGGAAGAGGCCUUUAUUGGUACUGCCAAAGAAAUAUACAAGAAAAUUCAACUUGGACUCUUUGAUGUAAAUAAUGAGGCUAAUGGAAUCAAGGUUGGACCGCAGCAAUCAUUAACGGAGCCACUAGGGGGAGCGCGGCAAAGCCAGGCAGAAGGGAGAGGAUCAUCUGGAUGCUGCUGAAGAUAAAUGGCCAACUCCGACAAUGAAAGGGUCCAAUUUCUGGCUCGUCCUAUGUGUGCGCCUCUAUCCUAUUUCAGUGUUUUGUCUUUCUCUUCCUAUUUAAAAAUGGCCUCUCAGCCUAUUUCUCCAUGCACAUGAGAGGUAGUGUUCUCUUCUGAAGUCCUAGUGUUAUUUCAUUCUCCUGCUCCAUGUAGCAACUACCAAUAUUUGUUUCUAUAAAAGCUAGCGGUAUUAAUACUGUUCUCUUACAAG
Molecule: messenger RNA, 1111 nt
Organism: Bufo gargarizans (Asiatic toad)
Lineage: Eukaryota; Metazoa; Chordata; Amphibia; Anura; Bufonidae
Gene: RAB2B
Product: RAB2B, member RAS oncogene family
Exons: 8
Coding region: 215-859 (214 amino acids)
Cellular component (GO): Golgi apparatus
Molecular function (GO): GTP binding; GTPase activity
Source: RefSeq, a predicted model, not a curated record